Molecule: messenger RNA, 505 nt
Organism: Xenia sp. Carnegie-2017
Lineage: Eukaryota; Metazoa; Cnidaria; Anthozoa; Malacalcyonacea; Xeniidae
Product: intraflagellar transport protein 43 homolog
Exons: 6
Coding region: 104-505 (133 amino acids)
Biological process (GO): intraciliary retrograde transport
Cellular component (GO): intraciliary transport particle A; cilium
Source: RefSeq, a predicted model, not a curated record
ACGUCCAUCUUGUUUGUUAUUACUUCUGUUGUGUUGUCUUGGCAUUGAUAAUUUCGAAAAUGAUUUGAAAUUCCUGUUAUUUUUGUGAUAAAAAUCUCUUGGAAUGGACGAAUUUUCCACUGCACGGACGGCAAAGAAGGGAAGACGAGCUGCAAAUAUACGGACAGAUAGCGAGCUAGAUGGCAAAGACAACAGCUUGAAUGAGCAAACGCCAGAAGACGUUUCCGUCGGUACUAUUUCAGGACAGAUUGGCGAGAGACCUUCUGUCACAAUGAAAGGUGGAUGGGCUAGUAUGAGUCCCAAAGAUAAACGAAAAAAUGCUGUAAGAAAGAAAUCCAGCAACACCGAUGUUACGAGUAUGGAUGACGAGCGACUAAAAACUGAUCACCAUGUUGAUGAAGGAAUUGAUGAAAUUCCAGUCUUACCUGAUCUUGAUGACUUCCAAGAGGAAGAUCUAGCCAGUAAAAUUGCUGCCCCACCAAGGUUUUCCGUGUUUGUCAACUGA